Chelonoidis abingdonii (Abingdon island giant tortoise) is the source of this 577-nucleotide messenger RNA. Lineage: Eukaryota; Metazoa; Chordata; Testudines; Testudinidae. The record is from RefSeq and is a predicted model, not a curated record.
AUGCAAGCUGUGCUGUCCAGAAACAUUGCCAUCACUAAUCAUAGAUUUCAGAGUGAAUCAGACCUCAUUGUGCUGCUCAAAUCACAGAGUCAUUUAGCCGCGGCCGGCGCCCCCGCAGCCGGGCCGGCGCCAUGCGCUCGCCGCCCGCCGCCUGCAGCUGCCGCUGGCGCUCCUGCUGCUGCUGCUGCUGCUGCUGGGCCCUCGGCCUGGCGGCGGCCCCGCCGUGCUCCCCGCGCCGCCCAGCGUGGCUCGGUGCAGGAGCUGGUCCGGCGCGCCACGGUGGUGAUCGAGGGCAAGAUUCUGCCGCGGAGGCGGCCCGCACGAGCAGCCUGGGUGGCGCGGGUGCGGGUGCACCAGGUGUGGGCGGUGAAGGGCGGCGGGCUGCGGAAGGACUCGCUGCUCUGGGUGCGGGGCGAGCCCGGCUCCGCCUGCGGCCGGCUGAAGGCGGAGAGCCGCUACAUCUUCUUCAUGGAGCCGCUGGACGCCGGCGCCGCGCUGUUCCAGGCGUCCUCCCCGCCGCUGGAGACCGGCCGCAACCUGAAGCGGGAGGUCAGCAGGGCGCUGUGCCGGGGAUGUG